Molecule: messenger RNA, 4297 nt
Organism: Panthera uncia (snow leopard)
Lineage: Eukaryota; Metazoa; Chordata; Mammalia; Carnivora; Felidae
Exons: 3
Coding region: 692-1243 (183 amino acids)
Source: RefSeq, a predicted model, not a curated record
UGCUUGUUCAUUCAGAGACGGAAGGGGGUGAAUUGGCCUCUAGAACCCCUGCUCUGGGGGGCAGACCAAACAACUGCAUUGUGAAGUCCACAACCACUGACCACCUUCCAAGCGCCAGGCACCACAGAGACACUAGAAAUCAUGUGAGAAGCGAGAAUUUCUGCGUUCAGGGAGCACCGAGUCUAGUGAAGGACAUAGAUAUCUAAACAGCCUACAGUUUGAUGGGAUAAUUUUUGAAAUCUGUGAUCUCCCAGGCCAAGAAGAACAAACUGAGGACUAUCUCUGAAAGCCAUUGAAUUCCUUAGUUAAAUCCAGAGGGAAAGUCUGAGAUCAAUAUGGCUGUUGUGUCCGUGAUAGUUGAGGAUAAAUUAUUGGAAAGAGACAGGUACUAACUACUUCUUUUGCAUUUGACUCUUGGUCCUUUUUUUGUGAGCUUUUUGUUCCUGCAAAGCUGGCUUGGGUCAACGUAGUAAGUAAAAAAAAAACCCUCAAUGAAAGAAGCUGGGAAUCUCCAAUCUCCAUCCCAAAACAUGUCGCUGAUGACUUGAACAUAUCACCAGAUACUCAAGAUACAGACGGCAGCUUCCACCUAUGGGAGAAUGACCCUCUGAAGAGAAACUUGGAAUCAUCAUCAGAGCCAUUGGAGGGGACAUCUGAGAGUCAUGUGGGUGAAAUUUUACGAGACCCUGUCAUGCCUCCAGUCCAGGGUAGAAAGUUAGAUCCACUUCCAAAAACGCAUAGACGUCUUAAGAAGGCUGUAAGGACAAAGAGAAUGAGGAAGAGCAGGAGGAAGGAGAGGGUGGAGACCCACCAUGCCCCCAUCCUUCCAACACCUUUUGUGCCACCACAAAGUGAAGAAGAUGAGGUGGUAGACACAAAGCCGGCUGUGUUCAGUGCUCCGGAAGAUGAUCCUGACCUUCCCAGUGAGGACAGGUUACAGAGUCAGCGGGAUAAGGGCGCAUGUGCGAUGCAUCAGGAGUGUCAGAUACAGCCCUGUGAGCUCUCAGUGUCCCAGGAGCUGGGGCCGUCUUCUCCGGCAGUGACAUCCUUGGCAUCACCACCACGCUGCUUUGGUCGCUUCCUAAGCUGCGUCUGCCAGACCUUCUCAAGGUCUAGGAAGCAGAAGGCCCCCAGAAGAGAGGACACCAAGCAGGCUGGGGCAGGAGGUGAUGCUAAGGCUCUAAGACCUGCCCUGUUGAGGGAUCUGGGCAGAAACAGAGUGCAACCUCAUGAAAGCCUGUAGCAAGUUGAUGCCGAUAUGGCUUCUCCCUGUGUUUCAUUUUGUAAUUUUCCCCGUGUUGUUGUUCCUGUUGGUCGAUUCUUGUUUAUCAAAGAUAAGCGUUUUUGCUCUGCUUUUUUGGUGAGAUCCUUAAGCCUGAGGAAGUGGUAAAAGCAAAGUAACUUUGAAGAUUUUAACACUUUACCCAGUAGUGGGAUUGCUUCCUACUUCCUCCCGUUAGGCUGAAGUGGAAUUCACUACAGAGCAGCGGUUCCCAAAAUCCGUGUGGGUGUCACUCAUGUCUUCAGUUAGCUUAAUUCUCACUACCUUCUCUGAGGAUGGAAGCCAUUCCAUCUCAUCAUUUUGAGUAAUGUCUCCAGAAAUCAACCACCGAGUGGAGACUCCUCAUGUCCAGCCCCUCUCAUUGUCUUUUACCUUUGGCUAAGAGAUUCAUUUUGCAUUCCUCAUCCUCAGUACUUUGUUGAAAUUCUGACACUCCCUACCUGAUUUAGAAAUGUCUCAGGGAGUGGUCGUUGCUCCUUUGCUCGCAUAAGGUAGCGCUACCAUCUCCUGUAUCUCUCACCGUCCUUUUGUUUUCUUUUUGUCACUUGUUAGUAAGAUACCUGGCCCUUACUUCUCAAGUGUUCUGAGUUAAGAACCUCGUCACAUAAGGUAAUGGGCUCCUUUCCUUGUUAUUCUUUAGCCAGAUUCACAGAAUCCCGAGUUCUGAGAACCCUAAAGAAAAUAAGUACUUAGAAAAAAGUUCAAGAUUAUUUCAUUUCCUGUUGUUGUCCCAGCAUACUAGGUUACUCUUCUUCCCAGGACAUAAACUAAGUUUAAAUUAAUUUUACACCCUCCUUUGAGAGAGUAGCUUUAAGGUGAAUUUGAGAGUUUUCCCGUAGCUUUAAUGACCUGUUGCUAUUUCCUACAUGUCCCGAUUUUUCUGAUUCAUAUAAGAAUAAUCAAUAAAAGUACAAAUAGAAAUAAAUGUGUAAAGUAUCUGCAUUGGAAGGAAAUUGUACAAUUUCUUCCUUCUUUAGGACUGACCCCAAUGGUUACUGCACUAGAAUUGGAGAAGAUAACCAAUGUGUUCGUUUUGUUCUUUCUUGCCUGGAAUCGGGCCUGGUGCUGUUGGGAGAAUGAAGUUGGGAAGGGAAUAGAAUGAGGUGCAGGAGCAGUGGCGAAAGAUCCCAAAGGCUGCCUUGCGAGUAAUUGGUAAAAACCACCCUGGAGGGAGGCUUGUGAUGUGAUGAGGAUCUCAAGUUAGAAUGAGAAAUUUUAUGAAAUGUCAUACUCCGUGUUUGGAGUAAAAUGGGACAGCUUUCUAAAGUCAGUCAUGCUUUGAUACCUUUAGUUGUCUAAAGAGUGGUUGAUUGUUUAGAGAGUAUGGCAUUUUAAUAGAGCUAGUUGAGCAUUAUAAAUGGGCUCAAGCUAUUACAUGAAAUUUCAAAUUAUCCAACUGUAUUUAUGUACAUAUUUUCUCAGUGUUAUAUAAGAAAUGUGUUCCCAGGCAAGGCAUAGUGUACGUAAAGUCCUGAGUCAUGGAGCCUAUUAUUAAAAGCUCAAAAGAAGGUAGAUAUUAGUGUUGUCAUUAAGGCUUUGUUAUUGUUAUUGUUUCUUAUUAUAAGAUAUUUUAGGAUGAGCUGUUCUAUCAUAGAAAAACUAUUAGUUUCAACCUGGUUAGCCAUAUGCCCACUCCCAUUUACAAUGGUGAUUUUCAUACAAAGUUUACCUAUUCCAAAUUUAAGAUACAUAUUACAGAUAAGGGAAGAUCUGUAUAAGCACUUAGUUUGGAAACUCUUUUGCGCAUGUGUCUUGACCGCCCGCUCACAAACAGGGGAAAGGGUGUCCAAUACUCCUCAGCUGCAUUUGUAAAGAAAAAAGGAUAUGUUCUCAGGUUUCAGACUUUGUGUUGCUAUCUUCAGAGUCUGAAUUAUUAAACAUGGUUUCUGUCUUAAUAAAGUUGUUUUUUCAAAAUAUAUUUAGAAAAGUAGUACGGCUGUGUCAAAGUAAAAACAAAUUAAAAAUAAAACCUGCUACUAUUGAUGAGAGAUAAAGCAUGGGUCUCAUUUAAAAAAAGUUGUUCCCCCCCCCCCCCCGCCCCGCCCCGGCAGAUAAACAGAUACUGUAAAUGUGUUGUAAACGGCAGUACUUGACAAGUAUAAGAUGACCACAUUUAAUGUAUUUAGCUCCCUGUCUUUCUCAUGGGAACUCCCAGAACUAGGUAGGUGGCAGGUACCCUCAGUGCUGCAAGUUGAGUAAGCUGAGAUUAGGCAAGCUGAUUAAACUUUUCCAGUGAUUUUUCUAAGAACACUCACUAAAGCUGAUAGGGAAUCAUAAUACAAAUUCUUUAAACAGAUUAUUUAAUCACUCACCUGUGGUUUUAUCUUCUAAAUGUGAUUGUUUUUGCUCUGGUUCUUAUCCCAACAUUCCAUCCUGAAACACUUCUUGCUGACCAUUUUGUUUUUGUCACCUUGUCCUCAUACUACUGUCCAAAUUCCAGCUAAUGUCAUCUUUACUCACCUGGAAAAUGUUAACAUGAAAAAAAAAAUCUGGUUAAUGUAAAAUUACAGAGAACCCUUAGAGAGGGUUUACUUAUUAACUGAGCUUUAACGGAAAACAUUGAAAUUAUCUAGUCCUUAUUAUCAGAGGAACCUGAAACAAAGAAAUUAAGUCGUUCUCUCAAGGUAGCAUAGCUGGUUAGUGGCAAAGCUAAAACAAUAGCUAACAUUAGAUUCAAUAUUGUACAUUGUAUCUAUCUUCUGUGAUCUUCAAGCAGUCUGCAUGGGGUUGAUAUUAAUAUUUUAAUUUUACAAAUUAGACCAUUUGUAAAAUGGUGGCUCUGUUGAGCGUCCAACUCUUGAUUUCAGCUCAGAUCAUGAUCCUAGUGUUGUGAGAUCAAGCCCCUUAUUGGGCUCUGCACAAAGCAUGGAACCUUCUUGGGAUUCUCUCUCUCUCUCUCUCUCUCUCUCUCUCUCUCUGUCUCUCUCCCCCUGCCCCUUUCCCUUAUAUGCUCUCUCUCUCUCAAAAAAACAAAAACAAAAAACAAAACAACAACAAAACAAACAACCCCCCCCC